GUCACCGCGCGGCGACGACAACAGCUUGGCCUUGCUGUGCUUUGGCUUUGCGUUGGGGUCGUGUUAAGAAGAAGAAGAAUGGUCGCCACUUGACUAUUGAAGAGAAAUAAUUGUCAAUGACGAGCGUGAAGGCAGCGUGAGCUUCGAAGCCAUGGACGACUUUCUGUCUACUUGCCACCAAGCUGUCCAGGCGGACGCUUCGCUCCCGUCGGGACGGCUCUUCCACGUGGUUCUGGGCAACGAGGCCUGCGACCUGGACUCCAUGGUGUGCGCGCUGGCGUACGCCUACUUCCUGUCCAAGACGCCGGGCGACGAGGCGACCCUCAGCGUGCCGCUGCUCAACAUCCGGCGUUCGGAGCUGCCCCUGCGUUCCGACAACUUGUUCCUGCUGCGCCAGGCCGGCCUGUCGCCCGACGUCCUGCUCUUCCGGGACCAGGUGGACUUGGCGGCGCUGCGGCGGACGGGUCGCCUCCGCCUCACGCUGGUGGACCACAAUGUCCUUCCCAGUUGGGACGCCGAGCUGGAGGGAGCGGUGGUGGAGGUGAUCGACCAUCACGCGCUGGAGAGAGAGCCCGCGCCUUCGUGCCCCGUGACGGUGGAGACGGUGGGCUCCUGCGCCACUUUGGUGACGGAGCGCCUCCUGCAGAAGGCGCCGGACGUGGUGGACGCGCAAUUGGCUCAGCUCCUCUACGCGACCAUCUUGAUCGACUGCGUCAACAUGGCGCCCGCGGCGGGCAAGGCGACGCCUAAAGACAGCCGCUGCGCCGCCGCCCUGGAGGAGCGCUUCCCCUCGCUUCCGCCGCGCGACGCUCUCUUCCGGGCGCUGCGCGACGCCAAGUUUGACGUAUCAGGCCUUAGCACGGAACAGAUGUUGUUGAAAGACAUGAAGACUCUCGGGGGAAGCGUCUCCAUCGCUGUUUCUGUCAUCUACCUGUCCAUGGAGGCCUUCAUGCAGCGGGCGGAGCUGGAGGCGGAACUUUCCGCCUUCUGCGCCGAGCGGACUUUGGAUCUCCUGGUGCUGAUGAGCAUCCGCUUCACGGAGGCCGAGGAACCCGUCAGAGAGCUGGCAGUCUUCGGUCUCGGCAUCCCCUGCAGGGAACAGGUCAGCCGCUUCCUGGAGCGGGCCGGAAACCCCGCCUUGGACCUGCGUCCCAUCAGUAGCCCCCAUCCUCACGUGGUGGCCUAUAACCAAGGAAACGCCUGGGCGUCGCGGAAGAAGGUCCUGCCGCUACUCAAAGACUUCGUGAGGCGGUGCGACGGCGAGGACGACGGGGAGGAGGGAUCGCGGGUGCCGCCCACGCCCACCAACAGCCUGGUGGAGGGCUGCCCCCUGGACGCCGGCAUCAGCGCGCACGCUCUGCACGAUAAAUUGGGUCGGACGGAUGCCCGUUGAAGCGCGGCCUAAACUGGAAAAAUUAAAUGUGGGGGGAAAAAAAUGCCUGGCUGGCGUCGUCUUUCUUUAGGACCCUUGAAAUGUGGGCGACCAAUAGCGAGGUGUCAGCGCGCUAAUUCUUAGUACUCUCAGAUAUUGACAUUUUAGAGCCGUAUCGGUACUAAUACCAGAAUCGCCGCAACACUGAUAAUAGCGAGAAAAUGACAUUUCUGGAGAAAUUUUAUGGUAGCUUUGCUGUGUUGGUUGGCAUACCAGGUCACGUCUUGUUGAUUGAUUACAUGCAGAGCUACCGUCAAUGAAGACGAAAGUGGUUGUUUGUAGCCUUUCGUCAGUUCUUUGGUUUUAGACCUAGUCAAGCAAAUAAAAGUGGCGUUCAAGCUCCCGUGCACUAGAUGACAGACGCCUUGCGUAUUUUGGCACCAAAAGCCAAUCUGAGGCCAAAUUGGGAAAAACGGAGUAUCAGGCGGAGGGCCUCUUUGAGCCGUCGGGAAAGACGGCGACGAGCGUUUCCUCUCGUGGGACGUCGGCCUUCGGCCCGGGAGCCCUUCCGUCAGGGUCCCUCCCGGGCGGCGCGGCGGGGCGACGCCGGAAGCAGGCGGCCAGCUCGGCCCUGAAGGAAGGCGUGUAGAAGCCGUAGAUGAGCGGGUCGCAGCAGGUGUUGAGGUUGCCGAAGAGGAAGAGGCCGUGGUGGACGUAUUCGGGGGUGAAGCCCACCACCUCUGGCCGGAACCAGUACCACACCCCCAGCAGGUAGUACGGCGUCCAGCACGCCACGAAGGACAGCACGAUCAUCACGGUCAUCUUUAGCGUCUUCAUCCUGGCUCUGGAGAGGCCGUCCGUGCCGCUGCGACGCAGUUGGCCUGAGGAAACGCGGACAUCCGUAGUCUAGGAGUUCUAGGAUUUUCCGGUGUGCGCGUGCGUGCCGUGCGCUUACCUUUGGUCUUGAGGUGCGUGUUUUUGAUGUGAAGCAUGAUGUGGCCGUAGCAGCAGCUCAUGACCAGCAGGGGGACGAAGUACAAAGUGCCAAAGUAGAACAUGUUGUAGAGCGUGGCCUGCCAGCGUGCGCCGAAAGCGCCAUGCGUCGCGCACUGAACGAAGUCCGCGCCCGCGUUCACCGCGCCGAACACAAACAGCUGGAAGAAGGAGCGCCGCAUCUGCUUGAAAACCAACCGUGAAGCCGGACGCCCCGAUCGGAAAACGCCUGAAGGCAAUAGGUACGGUUCUCGCGCACACCGUAUAAUUGUUUGCAUUAGUCUAACACAUUCAUCUAACUAUAGUUUAGGCCAGGGGUGGGCAAACUAUUCCACAAAGGGCCGCAGUGGGUGCGGGUUUUUGUUCAUACCCAUCAUGAGGACAGCCUUUCACCAACCUGGUUUCUUACAAGUGCAAUCAGUUGAUUGCAGUCAGGUGCUUCUUGGUUCCACUGAAACCUCAUUGGUUAAACUGUCUGUGCUGAAUCAGUUGGAACAAAGACCGCGGCCUUCGAGGACCGGUUUGCCCACCCCUGGUUUAGGUAGACCUCACUCCAUGCCCUUGGACACAGUAAAGUGAAUCACCUUAUCGGGGCUCAUGAGGGGGAAAUGAAAAAAAGGGUACCGUUUCUCGUAGGCACCGUCUGCUUGCAUUACUCUAACACACGAUAUACAAUCAAUCAGGGAAUAGUAUCAUUUCUCAUAUGUGCUGUAGGAUUGUUUGUACUACUUUAAAACACCUAAAUAAAUAGCACACCAUAGUUUAAUGAAAAGAAGCAGAAGCCCAACGUGUGCGUCACGAGCAAGAUUGACGCACCGACUAUCGCAAUCACUUCUGGCCACUCCAAGGACAAAGAGCAGGGCGCUCUAUCCUAAAACAAGUAGCGUCUCGACCAGCCAGGAUGACAAAGUUGAUAGCAGGCGCUUGGGACUUCAAGACUGGCGUCGGUCGCGUUGGGAACCACGUCCCAGCCACGAAGGACGACGCACGAACCUAACCGCCCAAAACAACACCCAGCCACAUCUUCGGCCCAGCCUACUCCACCGUAGCCUUCAAAAACACUGGACACAGAGAUGAACGCUUCACUGCUCGGAAACAUUUUCUAUGUAGCCUUGUUUUGGAUCCAGCAUUGUCCGUCCGUCAUCUGUUUUUGCAUUAAAAAAAAAUUUUUUUUGGGACCAUUGUUGACGAAUAAAUUGUCAACCUGUUUUCGGUGAGCCUUCUUCAAACUUUUGGAACAUGGAGUCAGUACAAAGGGUUAACGCAGGGAGUGAACGCACGGAAUGUCGGCCCUCCCGUUUGACUCGCGGAAGCGGUAAGCAGUGGAGCACCAUUUCCGUUCG
Messenger RNA from Corythoichthys intestinalis (scribbled pipefish), 3708 nucleotides. RefSeq names its product prune exopolyphosphatase (gene prune1). Gene Ontology annotation, molecular function: exopolyphosphatase activity. Bases 152 to 1393 code for a protein of 413 amino acids. The transcript is spliced from 9 exons. Lineage: Eukaryota; Metazoa; Chordata; Actinopteri; Syngnathiformes; Syngnathidae. The record is from RefSeq and is a predicted model, not a curated record. Gene Ontology annotation, cellular component: cytoplasm.